Messenger RNA from Scomber scombrus (Atlantic mackerel), 1782 nucleotides. It is a transcript of the gene plekhj1, whose product is annotated as pleckstrin homology domain containing, family J member 1. The record is from RefSeq and is a predicted model, not a curated record. Bases 257 to 841 code for a protein of 194 amino acids. Gene Ontology annotation, biological process: retrograde transport, endosome to Golgi; receptor recycling; endosome organization. Lineage: Eukaryota; Metazoa; Chordata; Actinopteri; Scombriformes; Scombridae. The transcript has 5 exons. Gene Ontology annotation, cellular component: trans-Golgi network; recycling endosome; early endosome.
UGCUGCCAGCUGAUAGCAGCCAGUUUGAUGUGUAACACGAAGGAGAAGUGCGUUUCCUGACUGCAAAAAUGACCCGCAGCACUCCGUCACGUCCCGAAAACAUUGGAUAGCGACGCAGCGAGUCUUAACUGAGUGUCUACAACACGGUCACGGUUUAUAUCCACUGUUAUCGUACUGCUUUUGAGGGUUUCUGGUCGGGGAAAUGUAGCCAUCGACUUGUCUUCAACCUGCGUGUGUUACUGCUCCACUGAUCGAGAUGCGUUUCAACGAGAAGGAGCUGGUGUGUCUGAGCCGCCAGCCCUCAGAGAUGGCAGCUGAACUAGGGAUGAGAGGACCCAAAAAAGGAGACGUUGUAAAGAAGAGGCUGGUGAAACUCGUCGUGAACUUCCUCUUCUAUUUCCGGACAGAUGAGGAGGAGCCAAUCGGAGCUUUGUUAUUGGAGCAGUGUCGGGUGGAGAGGGAGGACAGCCAGACAUUCUCUAUCGCAUUUCUGGAUGAGGCAGAGAGGAAGUAUCUGUUUGAGUGUGACUCUGAACAGCAGUGUGGGGAGUGGAUUGACUGCAUUAUCAAGGCCAGGAUCCUCUGGAGCAGUAUGGUAUAUCAGACGAAACUCGCUUCCAAGUCAGCAAUGGUCUGCAGCCGAAGCAGAGAGAUACCUCCUCUCUGUAGACCAGAGUCCUGCAUCCAGAUGUUCUUCAUCUUCAUUUUAGUUCAUUCUGCCAUUCCAACAUGCACUCCACACUGGUUUGAAAACAAAGGCAUUACCACCGCUAGCGUUUUAGAUGAUCACUGCUCUGAAUGUAUUUGGUGUUGCUCCGGCUUAACAGAGAGGUUCUUAUGAAAAUGGUGUAGCAGGGUAUCUUAGGCUAUGUAUUAUUUCUCUUAUGUCAUUGUCAUUCAGUCCAGGUAAGAUGGGGCUUCGGAAUACUGUACUUGUAUUUCAGGUUCAUGGGAUCUUUCAGACUCUGCUAGGUUAGUUGACUGCCUGUAUAAAACGUCUCUUAUAUACUAUGUUCUAUAGUAGACAUGCUGUAUUUUUAGACAAUGUGAUUCUGGGAGCGUUUGUUUGGGAGAUCUGGGGUUGUGUCCUGUCUAAGGAUUGUUAGCACUAAAAGCAAGACUUCCUUAAACAAAAAUCAAUCCAGGACAUAUAAACAUUUGGUUCAAAUCAAUCUGGCAGUAUUUACAGUGCUAAUAUGAACUGCACAGGCCCUUUGAUCUGCUGAGUUGAGCCACAUGUUACUCAGUUUUUGCUUGUGAGAAAAAAGACUUUUAGUAAUCCCAAUAUGUAUUUAAUCGUCUAGCCCAUUUAGAUUAUUAAGCUUUUAAAAACUAUACUUUUGCACAGAGUAAUUUACUGGGUGUUAGGUUUUUUAUUAGAAUUUCAAUAAUGUACUUGAAUCUACUGUACCUUUUUUGUGGCACUUUGAAUGCAAUUCCUUUAGGUAAGCUGCCGGACCAUGUUGGGAAACCAGACUCUUGACGUUUUUUUGUUUUUAAAAUAUCACACCAACAUCUUUAUCAGUGUAGCUAUAACAGAGUUGCAGCUUUUUGUGAGCUUAAAUUUAGCUCUCAGUGACAUUUCACCAUAACGCAUUGCUGUAUCAAAUUGGUAAAAUAUUUAUUUCAGUAGUCAGGAGUCUACCCACAAAGUGAUUGAAUGUUAAUUUGUUUUCAAACUUGUGUCCAGUCUGUUUUUACUUCAUGAUAGAUUAUAUUUGUUUCACUGCCUUUUCAGUCCUAUAGGUUAUCUUUUUUACUAAUAAAGCCAUUUGAAAGAUA